UAAAAGCUAGGUGCCUGCAUUCGGUUGCUCGUCUCCUUCGUCAGAAGGAAAUUCAUUUCCUUUUGAGGGUUUAAGUUUGGAUUCUCUAUGUCAAGUUCAGUUACUUAAAAAAUCACACCAUCUUCUUCAAUUUCCAGGCCGGAUCUCCCAUCAGGUGAAAUGAGAUGACGUCUUCACAGCCAUCACAUAAUGUUGAGCUUGAGGCUGCAAAAUUUCUGCAGAAACUCAUUCGAGAUUCUACAGAUGAGCCGGAAAAAUUGGCUACAAAACUCUAUGUGAUAUUGGAUCACAUGAAAAGAAGUGGGAAGGAACAUUCUUUGCCAUAUCAAGUGAUAUCAAGGGCCAUGGAGACUGUCAUUAGCCAACAUGGUCUUGAUGUCGAAGCAUUAAUCUCCCGCCUUGCCUCAACAGAUGGAACUCAACUAGGGGACUCAGCAGGAUCUUCCCAGGCGGCUGGAGUUGCACAAGAUUCUAAAGUGGGUUUGGCUGAAAAUGAAAUUUCUGAAAGUGAUCCAUUUGCUUCUAGCAGGCCACCUGUUGGCCCUAGUGGGGCAGGCCAAGAUUAUUAUCAAGGACCUGGAACUCACAGGAGCAGUCAGUCAUUUGAUCAUGAAAGUCCUUCUAGUUUGGACACUAGAUCUGCUAACUCCCAAUCCCAAGAAAGAGGGGCGAAUCAAAAGGAUGGAAAAAAAGCUGCUGCUAAGAGGAAGAGGGGUGAUUCUUCUCUUCCAUCGGAAUCACAUACUGACAACCCUCAACAACAUGAUGCUCGCAGCGGCGUAGUUAAUCAGCGGAAGGCUAAAACAAACAAGAUUGACUCAGCGGGGAGUUUUCCAGCUAGAGGUGGUGAAAAUGCUGGCUUUAAUAUGGUUCCUGGUAGUUGCCAUCUGGAUGUUUCUUCUGCUCAUAUACCGGCUGGGCAACAAGGUGUUUCCCUUCCAUCUGCCCAUGAAAAUCUAUCUUCCAGGACUGCAUGGAAUCAAAAUAAGACUGGCUUACCCUUGGAAAGAUCCCAAGUUCCAAGGUUUUCUUCUAAUUCGUUGUCUGGUAAUAUGAUGGCUGAAGUUCCAUUGCAGCAACCAACAACAUCAUCUCUUGGAGCUGGUCCUAUUAGCAAGGUUCAUGGAGGAAUGCCUAUCAUUUCCAGUUCAUACUCAAUGGGGGAGCUAGGAUUCUCAGGCCAAGUUCCCUUUGGUAGUUCUGAAUUUCUGAAGCAUGGAUUAGCUAAAGGUUCUGUAUCAAGUCCUUCUGAGAAAACUAUGGAAGCUCAUUUUUCACCUACUAAUCGGGUGGAUGACUUGCCACCGUCACUUUCCACUGGAAGGAUGGAAAAUGAUGGGGGAAGUUCAAAUAUUUUUGCAGAUGCGAACAAGAUUAUUCAGGGUGGCCGACAGAAUAAUAAUUCUGAAAUGACAAUGCUUAGAGGUACUACUCCUAGAGAUAUGGGAAAAUUUGUUGUUUCUCAGCCUGGAAAUCCUUUCAAGGAUCAGCAAUUGAAACAGCUCAGAGCCCAGUGCCUUGUAUUUUUAGCUUUCAGAAAUGGUUUGGUGCCAAAGAAACUCCAUCUUGAAUUAGCACUUGGAAAUAUUUUUCCUAAAGAUGGUAGUAAUUCAGAAGGCCCCCGCAGAGAGCUGAUUGAUCACAGAGGAAAGGCACAAUCUCCUCUUGAGCCCACUAGCAUUCCUGAGGUUUCAAUGCCAUUUGGGAGGCUGAAUAAUGCAAAGGAAAGUGAUGGAGUUUCUCCAGGCACCUCAUGUACUGGUAGAUUCUUGGAUGGAAACUCCUUGUCUAAAGAAUGCGAUAAAAAAAUGGAGGACAGAAAUGCUCAACCUACAGACGUCUCAGUACACAUGGACGAAAAGAAACACCUUUUUGCUACUAGAAGACUGGAGGCCGAAAUACAGAGCCAGGACAAGGUGGAAUCGCAGGCACUGUUCACCACCGCAAUGCAGCAACCUGAUUCAGCAAGGAGUGGUUUAGCAUCUAGUAACCCUAUGCACAGCAUAGAAAAUGGCCAUCUGCAAGCAGGAAGGGGUGACCUAGCUGCUUCUGUAAUGAACAUAAAUAAACAAGUGAACCCUGAUGCAAUUAGCUGGACUGGAAUUGGAAACCAUAAAGAAGCCCGGGGAUCCCUUCCAUCCACUGCUGUUCAGCAUGAAUUGGUACCUGAUAGAAAAGAUAAUUGCCCUCGUCAGUUUCAAAGUCGCGGUGGCAGUAAUAUUUCAGAACAAGAUGAGGAAGACAAGUCAGCUUCUUCUGAUUCUCCACCUUCUCCAAAAUAUACCAUGUCAGAAAAAUGGAUUAUGGAUCAGCAGAAAAAGAAGCUAUUAGUUGAGCAAAAUUGGGUUCUAAAGCAGCAAAAAACCAAACAAAGGAUUGCAACUUGUUUUGCAAAGUUGAAGGAAACCGUAAACUCAUCCGAAGACAUAUGUGCAAAAACCAAAAGCGUCAUAGAAUUGAAAAAGCUUCAGCUGUUGGAGCUCCAACGUCGUCUUAGGAGUGAUUUCCUGAAUGAUUUCUUUAAGCCAAUCACGUCUGACAUGGACCGCUUAAAAUCAUUUAAGAAGCACAAACAUGGUAGAAGAAUAAAACAACUUGAAAAAUUUGAGCUGAAAAUGAAGGACGAGCGACAAAAGAGGAUUCGUGAGAGGCAGAAGGAGUUCUUUGCUGAGAUAGAAGUUCAUAAGGAAAGGCUGGAGGAUGUGUUUAAGAUUAAGAGAGAACGGUGGAAGGGUUUUAAUAAAUAUGUGAAGGAGUUCCAUAAAAGGAAGGAGCGUAUCCAUCGGGAGAAGAUUGACAGGAUUCAGCGUGAAAAGAUUAAUUUAUUAAAGAUUAAUGAUGUAGAGGGUUAUCUGCGAAUGGUGCAGGAUGCAAAAUCAGAUCGUGUUAAGCAACUGCUGAAGGAGACUGAGAAGUAUCUUCAGAAGCUGGGAUCCAAGUUACAAGAUGCAAAGGUUAUGGCAAAGCGCUUUGAAAAUGAUAUGGAUGAGACCAGAAUAGCAACUACUGUUGAGAAGAAUGAAGCUGCUUUUGAUAAUGAAGACGAAAGUGAUCAAGCGAAGCAUUACAUGGAAAGCAAUGAGAAGUACUAUAUGAUGGCUCAUAGCGUAAAAGAGAGUAUUUCGGAGCAGCCAACUUGCCUUCAUGGUGGAAAAUUAAGGGAAUACCAGAUGAAUGGACUGAGGUGGUUGGUUUCACUAUACAACAAUCAUUUGAAUGGGAUUCUUGCUGAUGAAAUGGGCCUCGGGAAAACUGUUCAGGUUAUAUCACUUAUCUGUUAUUUGAUGGAAACCAAAAAUGACAGAGGUCCUUUCUUGGUGGUUGUACCUUCUUCUGUUUUACCGGGAUGGGAGUCGGAAAUCAAUUUCUGGGCCCCAAGCAUACAUAAAAUUGUAUAUUCUGGGCCUCCAGAGGAGAGGCGUAAGCUAUUUAAGGAAAAAAUUGUGCACCAGAAGUUCAAUGUCCUUCUGACGACAUAUGAGUAUCUGAUGAACAAGCAUGACAGACCAAAACUGAGUAAAAUACAUUGGCAUUACAUUAUAAUUGACGAAGGUCAUCGCAUAAAGAAUGCUUCUUGCAAAUUGAAUGCUGAGUUAAAACACUAUCAGAGUGCACACAGAUUGUUGUUAACUGGAACACCUCUACAGAACAAUCUCGAGGAGUUGUGGGCACUGCUUAAUUUUUUGUUGCCUAACAUCUUUAAUUCAUCAGAGGAUUUUUCUCAGUGGUUCAACAAACCAUUUGAGAGUAAUGCUGAUAGUUCAGCUGAUGAAGCUCUACUAUCUGAAGAGGAGAAUUUGUUGAUCAUUAAUCGUCUCCAUCAAGUUCUUCGACCAUUUGUACUUCGAAGACUGAAACACAAGGUUGAGAAUGAACUGCCUGAAAAGAUCGAGAGACUUAUAAGGUGUAAUGCUUCUGCAUAUCAGAAGCUUUUGAUGAAGAGGGUGGAAGAGAAUCUUGGGUCAAUUGGAAAUUCAAAGGCUCGAUCAGUGCACAACUCAGUCAUGGAGCUCCGGAAUAUCUGUAACCAUCCAUAUCUUAGUCAGCUUCAUGUGGAUGAGGUUGAUAACUUGAUACCUAAGCAUUUUCUGCCGCCAAUUAUUAGGCUUUGUGGAAAGCUUGAGAUGCUCGAUCGGAUCCUGCCAAAACUGAAAGCAACAGACCAUCGAGUUCUUUUCUUUUCAACAAUGACUAGGCUGCUUGAUGUUAUGGAGGAGUAUCUCACCAUGAAAAAGUAUCGGUACCUGCGGUUGGAUGGACAUACUUCUGGGAAUGAGCGUGGUGCCCUUAUAGAACAGUUCAACAAAUCAAAUUCUCCCUAUUUUAUUUUUCUGCUCAGCAUUCGGGCUGGUGGUGUAGGAGUGAAUCUGCAAGCUGCUGAUACUGUGAUCAUAUUUGAUACUGAUUGGAAUCCUCAGGUGGAUCUUCAAGCACAAGCAAGGGCUCAUAGGAUUGGUCAGAAGAGGGAUGUGCUUGUUCUUCGAUUUGAAACGGUCCAAACUGUUGAAGAACAAGUCAGAGCUUCAGCUGAGCAUAAACUGGGAGUUGCUAACCAAAGUAUUACUGCUGGUUUCUUUGACAAUAAUACAAGUGCGGAAGACCGUAGGGAAUACUUGGAGUCCCUUCUACGGGAGUGCAAGAAAGAGGAAGCUGCCCCUGUAUUAGAUGAUGAUGCUCUAAAUGAUAUCUUAGCCCGCAGUGAGUCAGAGAUUGAUGUGUUUGAAUCAGUUGACAAGCAGAGGCGGGAAGAUGAGAGGGCAACAUGGAAUAGCUUGCUAUUGGGACACGGUAUGGAUGUUCCUGGGCUGCUACCUCCACUGCCUUCUCGCCUUGUGACGGAUGAUGACUUGAAAUCAUUCUAUGAAGUGAUGAAGUUGUAUGAUGUACCUAAGACUGGGCCAGCUAGUAAUAUUGGCGUUGGGGUGAAGCGGAAGGGGCAGUCUGUUGGUGGCCUUGAUACUCAGCAUUAUGGACGGGGCAAACGUGCAAGAGAGGUGCGCUCCUAUGAAGAGCAAUGGACAGAAGAGGAAUUUGAAAAGAUGUGUCAGGUUGACUCUCCUGAGUCCCCUAGCAUGAAGGAAGAAAUUACAGAAAGGAACUUGCCAAAAGAUGAUAGUGUGCCUGUGGUGGCAAUUUGUGUCACAGAAGCUCAGGCCCCACUGCCACCACUCCCUCCACCACAAGCAAUGGAGCCUCCACCACAAGCAAUGGAGCCUCCACCACAAGCCGUGGAGCCUCCACCACUGCAACAGAGCAAAGAGGUAACUCCGCCAUCUAAGCGGGGACGUGGCAGGCCGAGAAGAACAACCUCAGAUAAAUCUCCAACAGCAGUAGUACAUCCAGCAUCAUCUGGAAAUGGAAAAGCGGAUAGCGGAUUGCAGAAAGGAAUUGAGUUAAUCCCCUCAAAAUCCUUUGUCCCUGAUUCUUCUUCUGGUUCAGAUAUAGGGGUUACUAAUAUAGCUGCACCUCAGGCUAGUAUAGGGAUUGCUCCUUGUUCUGAGCCUACAACCCCUUCAGUUUCUGUUACACCCAGCUCACAAUCUACUGCUGCUUCUGUUGUUACUCCUGGCUUACAAUCUAAUUCUGCUUCUGUUGUUACUCCUGGAUCACAAUCUACUUCUGCAUCUGUUGUUACACCUGGCUUUCUAUCUAAUUCUGCUUCUGUUAUUACUCCUGGCGUUCAAUCUGCUCCUGCUGGGUCUCCUGUACUUAUCCAAUCUAGAGGGCGAGGUCGGAAGGCUCAAAGUGGAGUACAAGCACCACGGCGCAGGGGAAAGAAACAGGAGGCAAUACUGCCCGCUCCUCAAAAUUUGGCUGUUCCUGCUCCAAGUAUAAAUGACCAAUCACAUGAUACAUCUGUUAAUCAAUUAGUCAGUGUCACAAGUGGAACUGUUUCUAGUGUUCCCAUGGCUCAUUGUCAGAGUAGUUUAUCUGCUGCUACCACAGAACUCACUAGUGGAACUACUAAUUCUGAACCGGUGAUUGCUUUGGAUUCUAAGUCAGCCCCUCCUAUCUCUUCUAACUCUACUACUGUUCAGUGCUCUGCACCUUGUCCUUCUGCUCCUACACAAAUGAAAGGGCAAGGCCGGAAGACACAAAGUGGUGCAGGAGCCGGAACACCACGACGUAGAGGAAGGAAACAAGCCAUGAUAUCGCCUGUUUAUCCAGAUGCUUUGGUGAGUCAGGUUAUAUCAGAUAAACUUCUGCAGAUGAAAUCUGAGGAGCCAUCGGGAAGUAAAGCCACAGUUGUUAUGAGUAGCCAAGAGACUCAUGGUUGUGAACAGAAGGAUAUUGACCUGGAUAAAUCAACUAAGUUUUCCGGUCAGGAUAAAAAAUCAGCCAAGCAAUUGGAUGAUGUAGCCCAAACUCGGCAACCAAUCUGCUCCUCAGCAAUGAAUAUUGGUACAUCUCCUGGUCAGAUUCUAAGUGCUGAUAUGCGUGAUGCGGCUUCGCUGACAAUGGAGUUCUCAGCUGAAAAUAGCCCUUCAAAAGCUAAAGUUGGUGAACAAGGAAAUGUAGGUAGCAUUUCUCUACUUACACCUACGAUAACUAAUACCUCUACAGAGGUGGUUCUCAGCCAAUGCUCAGAGGAUAAAGCAUGCCCUGCUGUCGGUCAUCCGAGAGAGUCGUUUCCUGGUUCUGCUGCUGUGGAAGGCAGUGCCAAAUCUGUGCCUCAGGUAGCUGUGGAGAUUACUUCCAGUUCCCAGCCAAUUGCAUCCUGUCCUUCUGUUUCUCCAUCCUCCCAAUCCAUCCUUCCUGAAGCCAUCCAAGUUAAAAGGCAGGGUCGAAAGACUCUAAAUAGAGCAGAAGCACCUAAGCACCGGGGAAAAAAACAGGUUCCAGUUUCAACUGCUGUCGAUGCUUUGGCUGGUCAGGAUUCCGAAAUAAAUUCACAAUCACAUAACAAAUCCAGGGAUUUAUCAGGGAGGAGGACCAUGUCUUUGAGAAGUAGACAAGAUAGUGAUCUUAAGGAAGCUGCCCAUAUCGUUCAGGAGGUGUGUUUACCUAGUAGCUUAGUUGGUCAAGAUCCAAAAAGAAAAGAGACUACUGGAAUUCCUGCUUUUAGCCGAAUUCAGACUGCUGAUGUGACUGAUGUUGCACGUGUGAUGAAGGAGAUUUUCUCUGAGACUUGCACAUCAAAAAGUAAAAUGGGUGAGUCUUUUAGGAAUGAAGGAACAAGUACCUCAAUUACACCUUUAUUAAGUAAGACACAUGUAGAGGUUGUGAAAAACCAAAGGUUAGAGGAAAAAUUGCCCUCAACUUUGGAAGCACCAAUUCCAUUUCCGAGGACUUCAGUUGACAGUUCUAGCCAGUCUGAGUCUGGAGAUGGUGUUAAGAUGGAAGAUGACCAUGUGUUCACUUCAAUUUUGAGAAAUGACAGCUGUGUUGAGAACUUAGCGGAUUCAGGACAGGCUUCUUGUGAAAACCAAGUCACAGAGGGCAAUAUGGAGGCCACCUGUGCAGCUCCAGUCACUGUUGGUGAAGAGGACAAUGUAACUUGCAAUAGACCUGUUCCUGAUCAGCUCGCAGGUCCUAGUCCAGGGUCCUCUGCGAAUGUAAACUCAACAGUUGCAUCUCGAGAUGCAGCAGAGCCUUCUGAAAAGACUAAUGUUUCUUCUUGUAGACCCUGCCCUGAUGAACUUGCUGGUCCUAGUUCUGUGUCCUUUGGGAAUGAAGUAAUUUUAGCAGUUGCAUCUCAAGGUGCAGCAGAGCCUUCUGGAUUGACUCAUGUUUCUUCAUGCAAACCUAGCUCUGAUGAACUCGCUGGUUGCAGUUCACAGUCCACUGGGAAUGAGGUACUUUUAGCAGUUGCAUCUCAGGAUGAAGCAGUGCCUUCUGGAAUGACUGAUGUUUCUUCUUGCAUACCUGAUCCUGCUGUACUUGCUGGCCCUAGUCCAGGGUCCUCUGAGAAUGAGGUACUUCUAGUAGUUGCAUCUCAAGGUGCAGCAGAGCCUUCUAAAAUGACUCAGGAUAUUUUUGGAGAUGAAACUGUUCUUUCUUCGAAUGAGCCACAAAAGUCUUCCCCUGCUGGUGUUGGGUGUCCUGUAAUUUCUCAGGAGGCUGCUGAUGGUGGCGAUAAUCUCACGGUAAUUCAACAUGCUUCAGUUGUUAUGGAGCCUUGUGACGAUAAUUCAACUGAAGAAGUAGAGGCUUCAGCAAAAGUAUCUUCUGAACUCGUAGUUGCUAUAGAAGGUUCUGCAAAUGCUGUUGGUCAUUCCUUCGUCAGCACACAUAUUACUCCUCGUCCAAGUCCAGAUUCUGGUGCAGAUGGCACUCCUGCAGUGACCGAAACUGAACCUGGUAACAUCAAUGCGCCUUCUUUGCAAGUGUCUGUAGAUACUAGAAGCAUUCAAGGUCCCACAAUUUGCAUAAAAGACGGUGGUUGUGAUCAGCUUAUAGAGUCUGCACAAAUUUCUGCUAGUCCUUCCCAUUCCAAAGAUGUAGACUUGCCUAGCAUGGCCCUGAACAGUUCUAACAAUGAAAUACAGCCUUGUCCAAAAGAGCCUCUGGAACUUUCUGCUCAUGGCUGUAGAAGCCUUGAAGGCUCUACAAUUUCUGGAUCAUUUGAUGCUAUGGGUAGUCAUUCUCCGCUGGCUAAGUCUUCACUAACACUAGAUCAACCAAAAGGAUCUGAAGCAGAAAUGGGUAAUCAGGGGGGUGUCUCUCAAACUGGUGGGAUUAUAGCAGAUGAUUUAUCAGAUAAUAUGGUUUUGCCUUCAUCUCCUUUGAUUAUGGAGGAAGAAAAGAACAGAGGGUCAUCCGAACAGGAUUUAUCUGGGAGCCUUAUUGGACCAAGGGAAUCAGUAAGUUCUGAACAUGAAAUCACUCAGCAAAUGGAUGUAUCACAUGAUAUUGCUGUGCCAAAGACUAUAUCACAAAACAUGGUUCUACACUCAUCUACUUUGCCAACUAAAGCAGACAAAUUGAACAGCACUUCUGAGAAGGGUCAAGUUUACAGCUUGGUGCAAGAGGAACCAAAAGGAUCUGAAGCUGAAAAGGGUGAUGGGAUGAGUGCGUCUGAGGUUAGUAUGGCUGCGCCUAUAUCGGAAAACAUGGAUAUUCUAUCAUCUUCUCCGGCAAUAGAAAACAAGGUUGAUGGCUCAUCUGAUGAGGGUAUGCAAUGCAGCUUAGCAUUAACAGUAGAAUCAAAAGGGUCUGAAAGUGAAAAUAAUGAUCAGUUGGAUGUUUCUCUGGUUGGUGCAGUUCUGCCUGAAACUGGAAAAAGUGAUCCAAUGGAUAUUUCUGAGGUUGUCGAGGUUGAAAAAGGGGAUGAGCUAAGUGCAUCUGAGGCUGUUAUAUCUGAAAACAUGGAUAUUCCAUCAUCUUCUUUGGUAAUAGAAAAAGACAAGGCUGGUGGCUCAUCUGACAAGGGUCUGCUUUGCAGCUUAGUUUUACCAGCAGAAUCAAAAGGGUCUGAAAGUCGAAAUAAUGAUAAGAUAGAUGUUUCCCAGGUUGCUUCGAUUGGGCCUGGAACUGAAAAAAAUGAUCAAAUAGGUAUUUCUCAGGCUGUUGAGGUUGAAAAGGGUGUUGAGAUGGGCGUGCCUGAGGUUGUUAUUGUUGAGCCUAUAUCAGAUAACAUGGAUAUUCCGUCAUCUUCUUUGGUAAUAGAGAAAGAUGAGGCUGAUGGCUCAUCUGAUAAGGGUCUGCAUUGCAGCUUAGUAAUACCAGCAGAAUCAAAAGGGUCUGAAAGUCAAAAUAAUGAUCAAAGAGAUGUUUCUCAGGUGUGUGCAGUUGUGCCUGAAACUGAAAAGAGUGAUCAAAUGAAUAUUUCUCAGGCUGUUGAGGUUGUCCCUCUAAUUGAGAACAGUGAUCAAAUGAAUGUUCCUCAAGUUGAUGAGCUUGCGCCUGAAAUUAUAUCAGAAAAUGUGGUUUUGUCUUCAUCUUCCCUCGCCUUGGAGGAUGAGGAUGGCAAGGCUGUUAAAGGCCCAUCUGAAAUAAAUAAAAAUGGCAGCUCAGUGGAACAGGAAUCAAGAGGAUCUGAAACUGAGAAAUGCAAGUCAAUUGUUGCAUCCCAGGUUGGUGGAAAUGUGCCUGAAACUACAUUAGAAAGCGAUGUUGAGCCUGCACCUUGCUCGGGGAUGGAAGACGUGCAGAUUGACGAUUCAUUGGAGAAGAGCCCUCAUAGCAUCAUGGUAGAAUUGGAGAAAUCUCGUCCAAUGGGUGAAUCUCUUGAUGCUGGGAUAGGGCCCAAAGAUUCUCAGGUUCGUAGUAUGAAGCCUAAAGAUUCUCAGGAUUGUAGCAUUGUGCUAGAUGGAUCUAGAAAUGUUCUCCUACCUACAUAUGUUUCAGCAAUGCAUGAAGAGAACACUGAGGAUGCUCCUAUUAAGAUUCCAGAGGCAACAGAAACGUGUGAAGCUGAAAUAGAUGAUCAAAGUGAGUGUAGUGGGAUGAUUUCAGACAAUGUGUUGGGAAAAGAGGUUCUAUCUACAUCUUCUUUGGUGGCGGAGGGGGAAAAAGUUGAUGUCUUAUCUGAGAAUGCUGCAGUUGACAGCUUAGAAGCAUCCACGGUGUCAAAAAUGUCUGAAGCUGAAGUAGGUGAUCGAGUAUCUUGUCCUGAGGUUGGUGGAAUUAUACCAGGGAAAGUAUCUGCCAACAUUGGCUUACCUCCAUCAUCAUUGGAGGUAGGGGAUGAUAAAACUGAGGGCCUAUUUGGAAAAGAUGAAGCUCAGUAGCACUAGAGAAAUCACAAGAAUUUGUAGCCAAGUAUAUGAAUCAAGAAAUUUGUUGUACAGCUGUGUUAAUUUCCUGCUACAUGUAAGCCAACUGUGAGGGGGCUGAAUUGACACAUUUAUUCAUCAUGUACUGUAUUUUCCCCCGUAUAACUAAUUUAGUUGCAUUGUUAUAGAGUUCUCAUCUUCAAAAUA
This is a messenger RNA of Ricinus communis (castor bean), 10865 nucleotides long. RefSeq names its product chromatin structure-remodeling complex protein SYD. Lineage: Eukaryota; Viridiplantae; Streptophyta; Magnoliopsida; Malpighiales; Euphorbiaceae. The coding region runs from base 165 to 10673 and encodes 3502 amino acids. The record is from RefSeq and is a predicted model, not a curated record. Gene Ontology annotation, molecular function: ATP binding; ATP-dependent chromatin remodeler activity; histone binding. Gene Ontology annotation, biological process: positive regulation of transcription by RNA polymerase II. The transcript is spliced from 34 exons. Gene Ontology annotation, cellular component: nucleus.